AUGGAAGAUUAUGCGAAAUAUCAGUGUGCUGCAAACAACAGCGUCGGAAGAAGCAAAUCAGGGAUGGCUGUAUUAUAAAAAGGUUAGAUAUUUCUGGAAUAAAAGGGAAAAAUAUAGAUCUUGAACACGGUAACUACAAAGAAUUCACUUUUGGAUCAAAAUCGCGAAGGUUUGGAUUUAAAAUGAGUCUACAUCCUUUACACUUCUUCCUUAUUCUUCUACUUUUUUUCUUGUCUUUUCAUCCUUUGUCAAUUGAUAAUUCUAAAUUAUUGCACUAAUCAUUGUCAUCAUAAUUAUGAUGAAAAAAACUACAAUUUCCUCGAUUGUGAUGAGAUUAAAAAACUCCUAGUUUCUACUAAUUUCGGACAAUUUUUUAUCGAACAGUUCAAUAGGCCAAUCAUAUUCAGAAUUAAAUUUUAAAUCAACCAAUCAAAUUCAAAGUUGUAGUUUAAAUCAACCAAUCACAACCUUGGUUUCCUUUGUCAGCCUUUAAAUGCAAAUUUCCCUCUCCUUCAUAACUUUGCUAUUCUUCUUUUCUCGGAAAUUGUAAUUUUUAUGAUUAAUUGGUAAUAAGACUCAGCCCUAUUACCAUUACUUAUGAUUGUUAUUAGCGUUGUUGUUAUCAUUAUUAGAACUGUUGUUUUCCCUGCUUGAAAUCUAAGACUACAGGCUCCAGAAAAAUGUAAAUAUUUUUUAUGAUUUAUCCACAGCAACUCCUACUCCCACACACCACAAGAACGGAAAGCCAGAAAAUUCAGCAUCUCAGACUAAUAUAAUUGCUGUAUCGUACACUAUGGUAGCUGCAGUUAUGUGUGUAGUCUCUAGAUUUGUGUGGAAUCGGCGUAAAAAAUCGUGUCAAAGAGGUAAAUGA
This is a messenger RNA of Pocillopora meandrina, 871 nucleotides long. The record is from the annotation of a GenBank genome assembly. NCBI's taxonomy places the organism in Eukaryota, Metazoa, Cnidaria, Anthozoa, Scleractinia, Pocilloporidae.